This is a messenger RNA of Staurois parvus, 331 nucleotides long. Lineage: Eukaryota; Metazoa; Chordata; Amphibia; Anura; Ranidae. The record is from the annotation of a GenBank genome assembly.
GGAAUUCAGAGGACGGGGAGAUCUCUCUGGUGGGUUCCGAUUACUGCAUCCAUCUACUUGAUGAUGUUGGGAGAUGCUGCAAUCUUUCUGGACAUCUCUCUGGUGGGUUCCCAUUACUGGAUCCAUCUACCUGAUGAUGGUGAGAGAUGAUGUGAUCUUCCUGUGUGGAAUCCCGGGAAUACAGAGGACGGGGACAUCUCUCUGGUGGGUUCCCAUUACUGGAUCCAUCUACCUGAUGAUGUUGGGAGAUGGUGCGAAAUUUCUGUGUGGAAUCCCGGGAAUACAGAGGACGGGGACAUCUCUCUGGUGGGUUCCCAAUACUGGAUCCAUC